AUGGUUCGGUUGUGUACGACUCCAUUUUGGGAUAAAAAUAUAACAAAAGCGCCGUAUCCUUAUUUAACUGAGUGCUUUCGUGAUACGGCUUUACAAUGGUUUCCACUGAGUGUCUUUUGGUUGGUUUUACCAUUAUGGCUAUGGAUGUUAUCGGAAAGAAAAAUUCAACCAAGACCAUUGCCAUUUUCAGCUUUGUUUACUACUAAAGCGACGUUGACUGUUCUAUUUCUAAUGGUUCAAAUCACUCGUAUUGUGUAUUAUUAUGUGCUACCAUCGGAUACAGAGCAAAAUCUAGCCAAUAUAAUAAGUCCAAUUUUAUAUUUAAUAACAUCAUUGAUUAUAUUUUGGCUAUUGAAUUAUGAACGUCGUAAAGGCAUGUUUUGUUCUGGUCUCCUUUUUGGCUUUUGGCUAUUAGUAUGUUUAACUAUAAUACCAGAUGUGAUUGAUUAUUCAAUGGACUAUCAUCAAGGAAAAAAAUCAAUCUAUGUGCUGCGAGAAGUCAUACGUGUUUGGCUUCAUGCUAUUUUUGCAUUGGGCUCAUUUGUCACACAUUGUCUCGCAGAAAGUUAUAAUUUUCCUGCAUUAUCAGCCGAUGAAACACCAACUGUACCUGAGUUAUAUCGAAAUUUUCCGUCUCGUAUAACUUUCUGGUGGGUAACACCACUUAUUAUUCGUGGAUACCGAAAACCAUUAACUGAAAAAGAUUGUUGGCAAUUGGAAAUCUCUGAACGAGCUAUUAACAUUGUUCAUCGAGUAAAAGCUUGUUUCGAAGGAGCAGCCAGUCGAUCAAAAUCAAUUGCCUAUGAAAAGACUAGAAAUUGGAAUAAAAAUGAUACCGCUGAGAGGAAAAAGGUUGAAGAUGAAAAUCGAGAUUUAUUAAAACAAUUGCCGUCGGUUGAAAUAAAAAAUAAGCCUGCAGGAAUUCGAACACCGAUUGUAUUUUGGCGAGCUCUCUUUCGAGCAUACAAAGGCAAAUUAAUUGCUGGUGGCUUAAUGAAAGUUGUUCAUGAUGUUUUACAAUUCAGUGGACCCAUGAUUCUCAAGCAAGUUCUUACUUUUUUAACGGAUCCAACAGCACCAGGAUGGCUUGGCGUAUUUUAUGCUGCUCUACUUGGUGCAACCGUUAUUUGUCAAACAUUAUUUUUACAAGCUUACUUCCAUCGACAAUAUGUUGUUGGUCUUCGAUUUCGUUCAGCUAUCACUGCACUUGUAUAUCGAAAGAGUUUGAAACUAUCCAAUUCAGCUAAACAAGGAACAACAACUGGAGAAAUUGUUAAUUUAAUGUCAAUUGAUGCUUCACGUUUCGGUGACCUUACUUCAUAUAUACAUGUCUUAUGGUCGGGACCAUUUCAAAUCGUUCUUGCACUUGUAUUACUUUAUCGACAAAUGCAAUUAGCAAUUAUUCCUGGUCUUAUAUUAUUACUUCUCUUGAUUCCAAUGAACUUAUAUCUACAAAGAGUUCAAAAAAAACUAACAACCAAACAAAUGAAAUUAAAAGAUCAACGAAUAAAAAUGAUGAAUGAAAUUCUUAAUGGAAUCAAAGUUUUAAAAUUGUAUGCAUGGGAACAAGCAUUCAUUCGACGAAUAAAUGAUGUACGUGAAAAAGAACUGAAAUGUUUACGCCAAAAAGCUUUUCUAAACGCUGUAUCAAGUGCAAUAUGGGCAUUCGCACCAAUUCUUGUAUGCAUUGCAACAUUUGCUGCAUAUGUAUUCUCAUCAGAGGAUAAUAUUUUAACAGCUGAAAAAGCUUUUGUUUCAUUAGCAUUAUUUAAUUUACUUCGAUUUCCACUUGUUGUAUUUCCAACUAUUAUCAAUAGUAUUAUUGAGGCUAAUGUAUCAAAUAAGCGUAUACAAAAAUUUUUAAACAAUGAAGAAAUCGAUGAAGCUGCCGUCAUUAAGACAGCAAUCGAUUCUGAACAUAAUAUAAUAAAAAUUGAGAAUGGUUCAUUUCAAUGGUCAAAUGCAACCAAUGCUUCGGUUAUAUUAACAAAUAUUAAUUUUAAAGUUCGCCAAGGUUCACUUGUUGCUAUCGUUGGAUCAGUAAGUGCAGGCAAAAGUAGUAUACUAGCAGCUGUACUUGGUGAAAUGUGUAAAAUUAAUGGACAAGUUACUAUUAGCGGAACAAUUGCUUAUGUGCCACAAACAGCAUGGAUUUUUAAUGCAACACUUAAGCAAAAUAUUUUAUUUGGAAAAGAUUAUGAUGAAAAAUUAUAUAAUGAAAUUAUUGAUGCAUGUGAAUUACGAUCAGAUUUUGAACAUUUGCCAGAAAGAGAUGAAAUAGAAAUUGGAGAGAAGGGUAUUAAUCUAUCGGGUGGCCAAAAACAACGAGUCGCAUUAGCUCGAGCUUUAUAUAGUGAUGCCGAUAUUUAUCUACUUGACGAUCCUUUAUCAGCUGUUGAUGCACAUGUUGGUGCUCAUAUUUUUAAAUAUGUUAUUGGGCCAAAUGGUUUAUUAAAAAAUAAAACUCGUAUUCUAGUAACACAUGGUGUGUCAUAUUUACAUAAAUGUGACAAAAUAGUUGUUGUUGCAUCUGGUGAAAUCACUGAUCAUGGAUCGUACGAUGAAUUAAUGAAAAAAAGUAAAACUUUUCAUGAUCUUGUAUAUUCAAUUGAGACAAAAGAAACUGAACAAAAAUCGAGUGAUACAGAACCUAAAACUCCAUCAACAUCGCCGAUUAAAAUAAAUGAAGAUGUGUUGAAAGUGGUUGAAGAUGACAUUGAAGAUGAUGCUCAAGAGGAAGAACCAACAACUCCAUUAAUAACCGAUGAAAACCACUUAAAUGAACCAAAAGAAACAAAACAAGUACUUAUUCAAAAAGAAACUAUUGAAACGGGUUCAGUUAAACUAAAUGUAUUUACUACUUAUAUUCGUGCGUGUACAGUACCAAUGGUUUUAUUUAUAUUUUGCUUAUUUUCUCUUACGGCAUUAUUAUCAUUGAGUACAAAUGUAUGGUUAUCAAGAUGGACGGAUCGAUCUAAAAAUGAAUCAAUGUCAGCUAAUGUAACAUCAGGAUCAAUUAGUAAACUACGUGGCAUAGCUAUUUAUUCAAUAUUGGGCCUUUGUCAAGUUGUAUUCGAGUUCAUAGGCACAUAUAUUAUGUUUAAAACAAGUUUGUAUGCAUCACGUAAACUCCAUAAUCGAUUUAUUCUUAAAAUACUUCGAUUAUCAUUAUCAUUCUUUGAACGAACACCAUUCGGUCGAAUAAUCAAUCGUUGCUCAAAUGAUAUUGAUAUGAUCGAUAAUAGUAUUAUGUUUACAUUACGUUCAACUCUUAAUGCAUUACUUGGUUUUAUUAUAUGUUUUAUUCUUAUUGCUCAUUAUCUGCCCGAAACAAUACCGAUUAUGAUUAUAAUGUUUAUUCCAUUUGUUUUUCUUGAGGUUAACAAAAACAAAAAAUACAUUCUAGUUUUGAUUAAUUCGUUGCUAUUAGCUAUGCUCAAUUGUCUUGCGUCUUUCACUAUGCAAUUUUUCGUGUAUUUUGCUGCUUAUGUUGCUAGUAGAAAAUUACACUCAUCUAUAUUAUUUGGCGUGUUACGUGCACCUAUGGCUUUUUUUGAUACAACACCAAUAGGACGAAUAAUAAAUCGCUUUGCUAAAGAUAUCGAUGCGAUUGAUUCAUCCUUACCAUCUUCGUUUUCAUCCUCAUUUUCAACAUUAAUCGCUGUAUUGAUAACUAUAAUUAUACUUAUUUAUGGUUCGUGGUUUGCUGUUUUUGCAUUAGUGCCGCUUGCUAUACUUUUUUCCUUCAUACAGCGUGUUUAUGUAGCAUCGUCAAGGCAACUUCGACGUCUUGAUUCGACUACACGUAGUCCCGUAUAUUCAAAUUUUGGAGAAACAGUUCAAGGCCUUAGCUCCAUCAGAGCUUAUAAUGCACAGCAACGUUUUAUUGAUAUGUCAGAUCAUUUACUUGAUAAAAAUCAAGCAUGUUACUUUGCUAGUUGUGUCGCCAAUAGAUGGUUGGCAGUACGCCUUGAAUCAAUAACCAAUGCAUUAACAUUCUUUACAGCACUAUUUGCUGUUCUCAUGCGUACUCAUCUUACAGCAGGUAUUGUUGGUUUAACAAUAACGUAUGCAAUGCAAAUAAGUCAGUCACUCAAUUGGCUCGUUCGUAUGGCAAGCGACAUUGAAACUAAUAUUGUUAGUGUUGAACGUGUAAAUGAAUAUGCUGAAUUAGAACCAGAAGCACCCUGGGAAAUAGCUGAAAAGAAGCCACCCAGUGAUUGGCCUGCUACUGGAGAAAUUCAACUUAAUAACUUAACAGCACGAUACCGAGAAAAUUUAAAGUUAGUUCUUAAAGGUGUUACAGUUAAUAUUCAGCCAGGAGAAAAGAUUGGUAUUAUUGGACGUACAGGCAGUGGAAAAAGUAGUUUAUGUAUAACAUUAUUUCGUAUUAUUGAACCUACAGGUGGUGAAAUAAUUAUUGAUAAUAUUGAUAUUCGUCGUAUUGGUUUACAUGAUCUUCGAUCAAAAAUUACUAUUAUUCCACAAGAUGCGGUUAUCUUUGCUGGAACAGUAAGAUUUAAUAUUGAUCCAUUUGGCACUUAUAGUGAUGCAGCAAUUUGGGCAGCAUUAGAACUAGUACAUAUGAAAGGACGUAUCAGCGUACUAAAUGAUGGUCUUUCACAUUUAUUAACAGAAGGUGGCGAAAAUCUAAGCUCUGGUGAAAGACAAUUAUUAUGUAUGGCAAGAGCUCUAUUACGAAAGAGUAAAAUUUUUGUACUUGACGAAGCAACAGCAGCUAUUGAUAUGGAAACAGAUCGAUUAAUUCAAAUGACAAUUCGAACAGCUUUCAAAAAUGCAACUGUAUUAACUAUUGCACAUCGACUUCAUACAAUUUUAGAUAGUACCAAAAUUCUAGUUUUAUCCGCAGGCCGCGUAAAAGAAUAUGAUGAACCAAGGCGUUUAGCAGCAAAUCCAACGUCCGCUUUUGCAAAAUUAUUACGCGAUGCAAAUAUUAAUUUAAAUACUACAAAUCCCAUGUUGCAAUAA
Messenger RNA from Rotaria socialis, 4989 nucleotides. Lineage: Eukaryota; Metazoa; Rotifera; Eurotatoria; Philodinida; Philodinidae. The record is from the annotation of a GenBank genome assembly.